Molecule: messenger RNA, 1509 nt
Organism: Mycena indigotica
Lineage: Eukaryota; Fungi; Basidiomycota; Agaricomycetes; Agaricales; Mycenaceae
Product: MFS domain-containing protein
Exons: 10
Coding region: 16-1509 (497 amino acids)
Biological process (GO): plasma membrane lactate transport
Cellular component (GO): plasma membrane
Molecular function (GO): secondary active monocarboxylate transmembrane transporter activity
Source: RefSeq, a predicted model, not a curated record
UUCCCUGCACUCACGAUGACCAUUUUCUUCGCACCUCUGCGUCUGCCUCCUCGUUCAACUGAGAAGCAAGAGUCAAUCGUCCGUUUGCUCUUGGAUCUGACCCCACUACAAUGGGCCUUCUUUUUUGUUGGCUGGCUGGCGUGGACUUGCGAUGCGAUCGACUUUUUCAGUGUCUCCCUCAGUGUCCCAGCACUCUCUAAGCAGUUCGAACGCGACACCACCCACAUCACUCAAGCUAUCACCCUCACCCUGCUCUUCCGCUCGGUCGGUGCUGUUUUAUUCGGCGUUUUUUCCGACCGUUUCGGCCGUAAAUGGCCGCUUGUUUUCAACCUGAUGCUUGUGGCCGUCCUGGAAUUGGGGGCUGGUUUCGUCAAUACCUUCAGGGAGUUUCUUGCCCUCCGCUCCUUGUUUGGUAUCGGCAUGGGUGGGAUCUGGGGCUUGGCUGCAUCCACAGCCUUGGAAAAUCUGCCUGUCGGACUGCGUGGUAUUGCCAGCGGGUUCUUGCAGCAAGGAUACGCUGUCGGUUAUCUGCUUGCAGCGGUCAUUUCCCUCGAGCUUGUACCAGAGGUGCGGCCUGGUUGGCGCGCACUGUUUUGGACCGGCGCUGGCAUCUCGGCCUUUGGUGCCCUCCUGCGUGCUGUGCUUCCCGAAAGUGCCGCAUUUGAAAAGGCGCGCAAUGCCGCUGAAGCUCAUGGCUUUGUCUCCGAGAAGGAGAAGACCAGAAUAUUCCUCCAUGAGACGAAGGAAAUGCUCAAGAAGCACUGGCUUCUCUGCAUUUAUUCAGUACUCCUCAUGACAGGUUUCAACUUCCUCUCACAUGGCUCGCAGGAUCUGUACCCGACCUAUCUUCAGAAGACGAAAGGCUUCAGCGCCCAUUCAGCGACUAUCGCCACUAUUAUUGGCAACUGUGGUGCCGUUUCAGGUGGUGUGGUAGCGGGCUUCUUCUCCCAGUACCUAGGCCGAAGAAUUACAAUUGUAGCCUGUGUUUUAUUAACUGCGGUGUUCAUCCCUCUUUGGAUCAUCCCUAACGAUUUCCAUGGGCUUGCUGCUGGCGCAUUCUGCGUACAAUUCGGUGUUCAAGGUGCUUGGGGUGUCAUACCCAUCCAUCUAACAGAAAUGGCUCCUCCUGCUUUCCGCGCGACAUUCCCGGGCGUUGCGUAUCAGCUAGGAAACAUGGUGUCAUCAGCCAGCGCCCAAAUUGAAGCCACUGGUGGUGCUCAUCUCAAAACGACACAUGAUGGCAAGGAAGUCCCCGACUACGCUAAAGUGCAAGGCAUCUUCAUCGGGGUCAUUGCUGCGUUUGUAAUCUUCAUAACCGUCAUUGGCCCAGAGAACCAUUCGUCUUCAUUCGAGCUACACAAGGCUGCGUUUGACGCUGGGGGAGGUUCUGAUGAGGCCUAUAUCGACGAUGCCGUCCCUGCUCGACAUGCGGACCUCGAAGCCAGUGACAACGAGAAGGCAACAGAAGAGAGGUUGAGCACGGACAACGAGAAGGAAGCUCAACAGUGA